Molecule: messenger RNA, 349 nt
Organism: Penaeus monodon (black tiger shrimp)
Lineage: Eukaryota; Metazoa; Arthropoda; Malacostraca; Decapoda; Penaeidae
Source: RefSeq, a predicted model, not a curated record
AGCCGUCUUCUGAUGGGGAGGAAUUUCCUGAUGAUACAGUUGUAUUAGAAAAAAAAAACUGGGAGAGCAACUAAGCCUAUUCCUGACAAAGACAUAAGACUGGAUAUGGUUGGGCACUUCCCAAUCAUUUCUGAGAAAAGAGGCACAUGUAAGCCGCCAGGAUGCACUGGUAAGGUAUCAGUGUUUUACAUGAAAUGUGAACUUCAUUUGUGUUGUGAAUCAAAGAGGAAUUGCUUUCUAGAAUUCCACACAAAAUAAUCACAAGAGAAAUUAUUUUUCCCCAUACAAGAAAACUAUUUUACUUUGAGUUUUUGCAGAAAGGAUUUUUCCUCAGAUAAAUUGUUUUCAA